Messenger RNA from Zeugodacus cucurbitae (melon fly), 2588 nucleotides. Its product is annotated as proteoglycan 4-like. Bases 142 to 2454 code for a protein of 770 amino acids. Gene Ontology annotation, cellular component: extracellular region. NCBI's taxonomy places the organism in Eukaryota, Metazoa, Arthropoda, Insecta, Diptera, Tephritidae. Gene Ontology annotation, molecular function: chitin binding. The record is from RefSeq and is a predicted model, not a curated record. The transcript has 2 exons.
UUCAUACUUCUUGUUUGUAUAAAUGGUGAAAAUUUCGUAAGAGUCUGCACAGUGUUAAGGCUAGCUCCACCUGAAACACUAUAAAUAGCGGUUACUUGAUCAAAAUAAUUCUGUGACCUCUUAAUUUCAAUUAAUUUCAAUAUGGCAAAAAUUUUUGAAAUUUUCAGUGUGAUUUUAGCCUUUCUGGCUAUAACCAAUGCUGCAUCGAUAGACCUAACAGCAUGUGAGAUUACAACUGUUCCUCCAUGCAUAACGACCCCAGCUCCAACAACGUGCAUAACAACUCCAAAACCGACAACCCCAAAACCUACACCUAAACCAACGACUCCAGCACCAACAACGUGCAUAACAACUCCAGCACCAACAACUCCAGCACCAACGACUCCAGCACCAACAACUCCAAAAGCCACACCUCGCCCAACGACCCCAGCACCAACAACGUGCAUAACCACUCCAGCACCAACAACUCCCAAACCGACAACCCCAAAACCAACAACCCCAAAAGCUACAUCUCGAUCAACGACCCCAGCCCCCACAACGUGCAUAACAACCCCAGCACCAACAUCUCCAGCACCAACGACUCCAGCACCAACUACUCCAAAAGCCACACCUCGCCCAACGACCCCAGUACCAACAACGUGCAUAACCACUCCAGCACCAACAACUCCAAAAGCCACACCUCGCCCAACGAUCCCAGCACCAACAACGUGCAUAACCACUCCAGCACCAACAACUCCCAAACCGACAACCCCAAAAGCUACAUCUCGAUCAACGACUCCAGCUCCUACAACGUGCAUAACAACCCCAGCACCAACAACUCCAAAACCGACAACCCCAAAACCUACACCUAAACCAACGACUCCAGCACCAACAACGUGCAUAACAACUCCAGCACCAACAACUCCAGCACCAACAACUCCAGCACCAACGACUCCAGCACCAACAACUCCAAAAGCCACACCUCGCCCAACGACCCCAGCACCAUCAACGUGCAUAACAACUCCAACACCAACAACUCCAGCACCAACGACUCUAGCACCAACGACUCAAGCACCAACAACUCCAAAAGCCACACCUCGCUCAACGACCCCAGCACCAACAACGUGCAUAACCACUCCAGCACCAACAACUCCCAAACCAACAACCCCAAAAGCUACAUCUCGAUCAACGACUCCAGCUCCUACAACGUGCAUAACAACCCCAGCACCAACAACUCCAGCACCAACGACUCUAAAACCGACAACUCCAAAAGCCACACCUCGCCCAACGACCCCAGCACCAACAACAUGCAUAACCACUCCAGCACCAACAACUCCAAAACUGACAACCCCAAAACCUACACCUAAACCAACGACUCCAGCACCAACAACGUGCAUAACCACUCCAGCACCAACAACUCCAAAAGCCACACCUCGCCCAACGACCCCAGCACCAACAACGUGCAUAACAACCCCAGCACCAACAACUCCAGCACCAACGACUCCAGCACCAACGACUCCAGCACCAACAACUCCAAAAGCCACACCUCGCCCAACGACCCCAGCACCAACAACGUGCAUAACCACUCCAGCACCAACAACUCCCAAACCAACAACCCCAAAAGCUACAUCUCGAUCAACGACCCCAGCUCCCACAACGUGCAUAACAACCCCAGCACCAACAACUCCAGCACCAACGACUCCAGCACCAACAACUCCAAAAGCCACACCUCGCCCAACGACCCCAGCACCAACAACAUGCAUAACCACUCCAGCACCAACAACUCCAAAACUGACAACCCCAAAACCUACACCUAAACCAACGACUCCAGCACCAACAACGUGCAUAACCACUCCAGCACCAACAACUCCAAAACCGACAACCCCAAAACCUACACCUAAACCAACGACUCCAGCACCAACAACGUGCAUAACAACUCCAGCACCAACAACUCCAGCACCAACGACUCCAGCACCAACGACUCCAGCACCAACAACUCCAAAAGCCACACCUCGCCCAACGACCCCAGCACCAACAACGUGCAUAACCACUCCAGCACCAACAACUCCAAAACCGACAACCCCAAAACCUACACCUAAACCAACGACUCCAGCACCAACAACUCCAAAAGCCACACCUAGACCAACGACCCCAGCACCAACACCGUGCAUAACCACUCCAGCACCAACACCGUGCAUAACAACCCCAGCGCCCACACCAUGCCCAAACUCAGUUGUCGCCAAUUCCAACAGUAAACUAAUCACUUCCUAUCAGCCUACAGAUUCUAAGAAUUUGGAGAAUAUUUGCUUGGAUAAAAGGAACGGCUUUUUGUUACCUUCGCUGAGAAGUUGUAACGAUUAUUACAUUUGCCGCAAUGGAGAUGCCGUCCAACUCAGCUGCGGCAAACUUCAUUACAAUCCUUUGAAGGGACUCUGCGAUCGACCUGAAUACGCUGGUUGUGCCAACCGAUUCUAAGGCACCAAAAAUAAAUUAAAUGGACAUUUGCUUUUAUAGAAGCCUCAUUACAUACAGACACAUAUCAAAUAUGUAGAUUAAUGUAAAAACGUGAUGUCCAUAAUAAAUGAUUUCGAUACGAUUUUAUGCUAGUA